AUGAAUAUAGAUUUAAAAGUUUUACUUAUCAAUGAUUUCUUUAAAGUUUAUUUAAUUAGUCCAGUGCUACUAUUUUUAUCCACUAUUUGGGUUUUAUAUACAAUAAAUACUGCUGCUAGUACUAAUAUUACUACAAAUAUCGCUAACAAUGACCCAAAUCAACAAACAUACAAACAAAAUGCUACUAUUACUUCAUUUAUAAAUGAUACAACAUCAUUAAUUUUUGCUACUGGAACUACUAUUACGACUAGUACCAUUACAAUUACCACUACUGCUGCCACUAACAUUAAUAUACCUUCAAAUGAAAUAAAAUCUGUAAUUUAUGACACAUUGGAUGAAAAAAUUAAUGAAAUAAAUAAGGUAACGAUAAAGCAAUCGAUUUUCCCCAUGAUUAAUUCCAAUAUAAAUGAGUGGAUCAAUGCUUAUAAUAUUAUGGAGAAUUAUGAGGUGAAUGUUUUAACUACUGCUUCUAACAAAAUAUCUGCAUUUCUAUACAAUAAAUCAAAACUUAUUAAUGAUACUGUAGAGGAACUUUUAAACAAUGGAGCUAUUAUUAGCGGAAGCGGAAACACUGAUGAUAGUGACAAUGCCAAUUUAACUCUUUUGCAAUUCGAUUAUAACAUUUUUAAUAACACUAUUAAUGAUAUUAUAUCUCCUUAUACUUCCUUCAGCAAAUUAAAGCCCAAUUUUUGGAACGAAUCCAUCAAUCUUCAUAACAUCAGCUCAAAAUACUUAUUUAAUUUGAAUAGUUCUCAAAAUGCCACUUUUAAUAGAAUGAUCAAUGAAUUUAUAACAAGUAUUAAACAAGAGUAUAAUAGCACUGGUAAUAAUAAUCAUACAGCAUUAUCUACAGUGAAUAAAAGCAAAAGAGACUAUAAAACCACUAGUACUGAUUCAACUAAAUUCGAUUAUGAAGAUGAUAAUAAAAACGUUCAAAAUAAUAAUAAAAAAAAGAAAAUACUUAGCAUAGUGUACACAUGCAUUUUCAUUUCCAUAUUUGUUAUGUCAAUUAUUGCAAGUUUAAUUAGAAAUCACUAUAAGUAUACUAAUCAAAAUAAAUUGGUUCAUAAGAAAAUAACUAAUAAUAUAGUUCCAUUUUUCUUGGAACAGUACAAAAAUAAUAAAGAUGAUCAUCAGCAAAACAUUAGGAAUUUUGAAUUUAGCUUACAGAACCAUUUACCGCAGAUGAUAAUCAAUUAUAUUAAUGAAUACAAUAAUGUUUUAUUUUUUAACUGUACAAAAUUUGGUACUAGACUAGGGACGAGCGAUAUAGAAGAUAAAGCUUAUGAUAAAAGCGAUAGUGUUAAUAAAGCUUGUAAUUUGUUUAAUAUUUUCAACAAUGGAAAAUGGUUAUAUUACUUAUUUUUCAUUAUUUUAAUUGAAAAGUAUUUAACGCUAAGUCUGUACCCUAACGAAUAUAGUAUUUUUUCUGACAUCAAAGAAGUUGAUAAAAGCUCGACACUAUCCAAAAGGUCUUUGGUCGAAAAUACAAAAGAAAUAUAUGAAACUACUAUUGGAUCCACUAAGAAUGAAACUUUUCUAAAUAGAUUAGGUUCAAUUUGCAGUGGCAUAAAUGAUUUUCAAGAAGAAAUCAAUAAAAAUUUACAAGAUUCAAUGAGGUAUAAUUUAAUCAAUGAUCAAGGUAACAGUAAUUACAGUGGUUCCAUACUUGAAUAUAUCAACGACAUUGAGCAUAUUUAUAACGAAAAAUAUAGCGAUAGCGUGUUAUUGUUUAAUGAAUUAAAUGGAACCAAUAUUUUUUUGGAAGAGCAAAAUAAGGCUACACAAGGAUAUUAUAAUUAUGUCUUUGAACUUAUUAACUUAGAGUUUAAUGAAAAGAUUAUGGCAAAGAUAAUCAAUAGCACUGUUGCUGAUGAAGCAUUUUCAGCAAUUAUAACUAAACGUGACAAAAACAACAUUCUGUCAAUGGAAGAAAACAAAGAAGACAAUGUACCGACGGAUAAGGUAAAAAAUAUUAUAAUGAAUUGUUUUAAUUAUACAUUGUUGGGCCUUUUAGGUAUAAUAAUUAUUCAUCAUAUUGUACAUGCUAUUAAUUUUCAAUAUUAA
Molecule: messenger RNA, 2067 nt
Organism: Saccharomycodes ludwigii
Lineage: Eukaryota; Fungi; Ascomycota; Saccharomycetes; Saccharomycodales; Saccharomycodaceae
Gene: PRM2
Product: pheromone-regulated protein PRM2
Exons: 1
Coding region: 1-2067 (688 amino acids)
Source: RefSeq, a predicted model, not a curated record